UAUCUUCUGUAGUGGUGUUUCUUCUCUAUCACACUUUUUAGCGAAUAGUGCCUUCACCGUUUUGUGUAGCAGGAUAGUAAGCCAUAGGUGAAUUGUAGAGCUGUUCAAAAUUUUACGGUUCUAGUACAGCUGUUUUGAUUUGUCCGUUUCUGUACUUCGUAAUUUCGUGUCCCACAUUAAGCCGACUUUGUCAGGGGAAUUUCGCCCAUAUACUCCUUCGCUUCUCCAAUUCUCAAAUCCCUUGCACCUUGUAUUUACUUCACACAUAUACAUGGCCUGCAAACGAAAACCAUUACCUUUGCAUGCUACUGAAGUCGUUGCGAGUGAAUCUAUUUCUAAAAAUGAUUUAUUACAUUGGACGUUGAAAAAUGUUCUUGUCUUGGCCUUAAUCGAGCGCUGUAAGCUCAAUACUUGUACAACGGCACAUCUGAACGAUGCGUCGAGUGAAUCGACAUUAGCUUCGUCCUUAGAUAUCUUUAAAACGGACACUUCAAUUCGUUUUCCGAAAGAGUUUCUUAAAGUCCUGUUCCAAAACUUAGAGCGUAUAAGCAUGGGUCGUGACGAGAAAUAUACGGAUCAGACGGUUCGCGGAGUUGUCGCUGUCUUUUACAAUAAUGUGUCAAAGCGGCACAUAAUGAAGCAAAUAAAAAGCAGUCGAAAGGUCGAAGACCUGGUGCUCCUGUUCACUUCCUCAUGUUCAUCUGAGCUUCAGAAAAGACGUAGUGAGACAGCUGACAAGCAUCUUAUGGAAGAUUACCUUUAUCAGUUCAUGUGCUUGUGCGAAGACACUGCUGUUUCAUGUCAGGCUUGUUCUGCUGCAUGUGUCUCACACAUUCGAAUGUACAAAACCAAGCUACUGAAACAUAACGAAAUUCUAAGUUCUAAACGGGCUACUAAGGGUAAUAUUUCUAUUGAUCUCUCUUCUCUCUCUUCUCUCCAAAUUAUUGCACAGGUUUUCGAAAUCCCAUUUGCAAAAGUUCUUGUGGAUGCAGAAAAUAUAUUUGCUACUGUAGACGCGGCCUCCAUGCUCGAAGAUCUAGCACUGCUUCGUGCAGAUCUUGAAAAUGAUGUUUGCAAGUUUACGUAUUCAGUGAUGGAUUUUGCGUCGUAUUCAGCAUACGCUUUCUGGAAAGCAAAGGAAACGCAAACUUUGGACCAGUUGACUAAAAUGGUUACCAGUUGCUCUCCGUCGUUGCAAACUGCUACGCCUGUCAAGACGAGUCGUACAACGCUCCAAUAUCUUCCCAAGUUUUCGCGGAGCUAUUAUAGACAGCUGUUAUUUCUUUGCAUUAGGGCAUAUCUGAAUGGCAGCACAACGUAUGCUGAAAGUGAACUUCGCUCAUUCGUCCGCGAAUGUGGGAUUUUUUGGCGUAUCCAGCACCCGAGUCGUGUUGCCGUUGCGCUCGAUGUUAUUCGUGAACUUCUUCAGGCCGGCUUGUUUUCCGCAGAUCUUGUGGAGCUAUUUUUUCGUGAGAAACAAGCCGUACAAAAGUCAUGGCCUAUUACAAAUUGGUUGCUUGUAGAUAAAUCUAUUCUUGAACAGGCGAUUUCGCUUAUUAAAGAUUUGCUUGUUCAACGAUUGAAAACCGACCUGAAUGCCUUGUUAGAUUGCCGACCUUCGCUGUUCAAUCGAAUGAUGAGCAUAUUGAAUCAAUAUAUAUACUCGCUGCCACAGUUUGAAAAUAUGUCAGAUCAAGAUUUAGAAGAAUUACGAGCUUAUGUUAAUAAAAAAGCCAAGUUUCUUUUUGAGGAGCUUAUAAAACAAGAUCAAGAUGAGCACACUAUUGACGGAUUAAUGCUCGCCGUGGACAAUGUCCGCAAUUAUUUAGUUUCCUUCCGUAAAGUGGUUGCUGAUAUUCGACUGGGAGCUACCGCUCUUGCUUACAUUGUUCAAACACUUUUCUUGUCGGGAUUGGGAGAGACCUUGUCGUCUCAAGCACAGCUUUACGUGGCUUCGGCAACUGCUGAUGAAAUGCAAUCCACAUUUAACGAUAUGAUUGCGCUUUAUCUUGAAGUUAACAACUUGUUUACCGAUUCACCAGAGCUUAAAGAAACAGUAAGCUAUAAGAAAAUUGAGGGUUUCUUCCAACCAUUCAUUGACGCCUGGCUUACCGAAAUGGAACAACAUGCCGACUCUUGGCUUGGUCGAGCGUUGGAAAAAGACUCUAUGCCUACUCAGACAGGUGAGCUCAUGCACAGCAGUUCGGUCGAGGAUUUAUUUCAAGCCUUUCAUCAAGCACUGAGCAUGCUUCUGCGUUUUAAUUGGACCGAUGAAUUGGUUAACGCUCGUUUCUUUUCCAAAUUGUUUCGUAGUUUCUUCCUCUCUACAUCCAAGUAUGCUGAGGUUUGCUUGUCAAAGUUUAACCAGUCCUUAACUUCAAAUCAUGAGGCUGAUGAAGAUGUUGAGCAUGCAAAAGCUACUUGGCUUUCUCGGGCCAAAGAUAUGUUUUCGAGUUCAGCAGCUCAUGAGGCAUUCUUUUUGUCUCCAGAAAUGUGCAUCCAGCUCAACAACGUUAAUUACGCACUGUCUGCUUUCGAAUCUUUGGAAAACAAAACAGAGGUUCGUCAGCAUAUUAGAGCUUUAGGUGACCUACAAGGACUAAAGAAGUUGCACCUGAACGAAAAGGCAUACUACACAAUAACGGUGCUUCGUGGUGAAGGUCUUCCGACUGAUUCUUCUGGGCGUGUUAGAAACGUUUACGUUGUUUUGACGGACAGCGGUGGACAUCGUGUUGGCAAAACUAAGUCAUUGUGUACCUUAAAUCCACGUUGGAAUAAAUCUUUUGAGAUGAAAAGUAAGGGACCCGUUUGGAUUAAUGCCACUGUUUGGGAACGGGGACGUCUAAGAAACCAUGAAGUGAUUGGUCGGGCAUCAUUCUGUUUAGAUCCAAAGGUUUAUGGUGAUUAUGUUCCUCGUGAGAUGUGGUAUAAUCUGAAUACAAAAGGCGAACUGCUUAUUCGGACGGAGAUGGAGGGUGAAAAAGAACAUAUUGGCUUUUACAUUGGUCGUACAUACCAUGUCUUACAGCAUACGAAGAACGAGAUGAUCAAAUCCAUCGUUGAUAAUAUGGUCCCUGUCAUGGAGCAGUACCUCUCGCCUUCAAAUAUGAAGCAGUUUGUUAAUAAGAGUAGUUGGUCCAACUUUGACAAAACGCUUUCUUCAGUCACAAAUUUGCUGAGCAGAUCAAAAGUAACUCCUUCAGAUGAUGAUGCGAACGCUGCCAGUCUUUCAGAAUCCGAAGUGGAAGCUGCCAUUAAUUCACUAUUUGACUACUUUGACCUUAACUUCCCUGUAUUUGCACAAAACCUCUCCAAGUCUUUGUUUGACGAUGUAAUGUCUUCUGUUUGGGAUGAAGCGCUGAGUAUUUUGGAAGAUUUAUUAAUCCCUCCUCUUUCUGAUAAGCCAAGUUCGCGAAAACCGUUGAAUGGAACUCAAACUCGGAUUGUGUAUAUGUGGCUUCAAUUCCUUUUGAAUUAUUUCAAUGCAAAUGGGGAGGGAGUUGACAUGAAGACAUUACAAUCUGACCACUAUAAGGAACUCUUGGUAAUCCAAGAAUACUACAGUCGUCCAGAGGAAGAGUUAAUACGGCAAUGCGAAACGAAUGCAGUUCGCCUUAUCCAGGGAGUAAAGUCUGGUGAGUCUGUAAAGUCAAGUCACGGCUUGGCUGAUUCUAAGAAGCUCAUUUAUCGUAUGGGAACUAUUCGUAACACAAGUACAUCGUUGAGCACUGUAAAUGAAGUUGAACGACUAGAUACGAUCAUUUUACGAAUUCUUCGUAUGCGAUCAAGCGCAAGCGACUUUUUGCGGAAACACAUGAAAAGAAAAGAUCGAUUGUUACUACAAUCUGCUUUGAAAAAAGGUGUCAUUCCGACUCUCCCCAACCAUUAAGUUUUAUGAUCUACUUGUACUUUAUUUCUUGACCUCCGGAUGUUUAUUUAUUAAUACAUAAUACGAAUAUAUUAAAAGAUACUAAUUAAGGUAAAAUAAGGAUGGUCUAAGUUUCAAUUAUUUUUUUCUCUUUUUUUUUUGGUUUUUUGAAGAAUUUUGUGAACUAAUUGUAUUU
This is a messenger RNA of Schizosaccharomyces japonicus yFS275, 4064 nucleotides long. Its product is annotated as C2 domain-containing protein. Gene Ontology annotation, molecular function: phosphatidylinositol-4,5-bisphosphate binding; phosphatidylserine binding. The transcript is spliced from 4 exons. Bases 272 to 3889 code for a protein of 1205 amino acids. Gene Ontology annotation, biological process: exocytosis; endocytosis, site selection. Gene Ontology annotation, cellular component: cell cortex of cell tip; cell division site. The record is from RefSeq and is a predicted model, not a curated record. NCBI's taxonomy places the organism in Eukaryota, Fungi, Ascomycota, Schizosaccharomycetes, Schizosaccharomycetales, Schizosaccharomycetaceae.